Molecule: messenger RNA, 4860 nt
Organism: Hypomesus transpacificus
Lineage: Eukaryota; Metazoa; Chordata; Actinopteri; Osmeriformes; Osmeridae
Product: E3 ubiquitin-protein ligase DTX4-like
Exons: 10
Coding region: 410-2575 (721 amino acids)
Biological process (GO): protein ubiquitination; Notch signaling pathway
Cellular component (GO): nucleoplasm
Molecular function (GO): ubiquitin protein ligase activity; zinc ion binding
Source: RefSeq, a predicted model, not a curated record
UUCCACUGUGUUUCGGCGAAGAUUGGCGUGUCACGCGUGCUGUUACGGAGUGUGCGCGUGGUGUUGAAUGUCACUUUUUCAACGAUUCAACAACAUGCUACGCCCUAACGAAUGGAAAUAAACCUAGCUGAGAUUUGAACGAUUUAUGUUCUCUUUUUUUGUAAUUGCAACUUGGCAAGAAGACCUACGCGUUUGUCGAUACAUUUCCCCAUGAGAGACUGCAAGCCUUUCCUCGGAAUUCCUCAGAAUACGUAGACAACACCCGUCGGUUUCUAACGUAUAGUUCGUACAUAGUUUAUAAACGCGUUUUAACAACAGACAGAAGAUUCAUUUCUCCUGGAUAUGAACGUGUUCCGGAUAUUAGCGGCCAAAUGUCGUUGUUCUUCACAAUAUACCUCAGCUUAAGUUAAUGGCCAGCAUGCUGCUCGCCUCCGCUGUGGUCGUCUGGGAAUGGCUCAACGAGCACGGACGGUGGCGGCCGUACGGCCCAGCCGUGUGCCACCACAUUGAGGCAGUGAUACGGAACGAUCCCCGGAGUGGCAGCGUUGUUCUGGGUCAGGUCGACAACAGCCUGUCUCCCUACAUCAUAGACCUCCAGUCCAUGCACCAGUUUAGACAGGACACAGGAAGGAUCCGGCCGGUGCGUCGCAGCUUCUACGUGCCCAGCUCCGCCCCGGCCCAGGGUUGGCUGUGGGAGUGGGAAGGCGAGGAAGCGGGGUCCUGGACGGCCUACGACACAGAGGUGUGCAUCGCCCUCCAGGCGGCCCGGGACCGCCUCCAGUCCAGCGUGGACCUGACGCCGCUGGGGCUGGCCUACGUGGUGGACCUGAAGACCAUGACCCAGAGGAACCCGCGAAGCCAGCGCAGCAGGAGGGUGCGCCGCAGGGCCGACAUGGCCUACCCCCUGGUGGCGGAGCCGCUGCCCCGGGAGGGCGGGGGGGUCAAGGGGGUAGGGGGGGGAGGGCCCACGGGGGCCUUCCUGGGCGUCGGGGUGUCCGGGGGGUUCAAAGGAGGCUCGGGGUAUUCUAAAGGAGAGCCAGUGCCACCCGGGUUGGGCCCGCCUUGCGGCUGCCAGCAAUGCAUGCUGGUCCAGUGUGUGAAGUCAGGAAGCAGGAAGGUGGGGGCGGGGUCUAACACGUUGAGCAGACGGCAGUCCCAGCAGUCCAAGCCGCCCAGCCCCAAGACGAGGGCGUCCACGCUGGGGCGGGGCCAGACCAGGAGGAACUCCAUGUCUAACUCCGCCCACUCCCGCACGCUGCCGCACGGACACGCCAUAUCACGGAACACCGCUUCUUCCAAACGGAACGCGGCCCUCUUCGCCCAAUCCCUCGCCGCCCUCGCCUCGGGCACCGCCUCCCUCUCCCUCUCCGCCAGCAGGCCCUCGUCCACUAAAAAGCCUCCGUCGUCCCCGCCCACGCCCUCACCCUCACCCAGGAGUUCGUCGGUGCCGACUGCCACCCUCGUCACCCCGGCCAAAAAAGUGACCUCGCCGCCCUCGCCGGUGCCGUCUCCGUCGUCGGUGGUGAUGUCGCCGCAGCGCUCGCUGGCGUGCCGCGCCCCCCUCCCCCGCCGGUCCAGUCUGGUGGGGCUGAGCAGGCCUGCCCUGCAGCGCAUCGCCAUGGCCCAGUCACGCGCACUCAUCGCCUCAGGUGUGCCCACCGUCCCUGUGAAGAACCUCAAUGGAUCCAGCCCAGUGUAUCCCGCGUUGGCAGGUAUUACAGGGAUCCUGAUGAGCGCGGCAGGGCUGCCUGUGUGUCUGACCCGCCCCCCUAGGAUGCAGCUUCACCCCCCUCCUGUCAGCAAGAGCGACAUCAAGCCUGUACCUGGCCUGGGUCACUGCUGCCGCAAGACCACCAAGAAACAGGCCCGCAAAGGGAAGAGCCCAGAGGAGGUGGUGAUGAAGUACUUUAAGAGGGCCAGGACUCUGCCUGACCUGGACUGUACCAUCUGCAUGGAGCCCCUGGAGGGGCCGUCGGGGUGCGGGGGCCCGGGGUUAGGGAGUGUGCAGCGAGGAGAGUCGGUGGGCCGUCUGGCUCAGUGUGGACACCAGUACCACCUCCAGUGUCUGGUCACCAUGUACAACAACGGCAACAAGGAUGGAAGCCUGCAGUGUCCCACCUGUAAGACCAUCUACGGGGUGAAAACGGGGAGCCAGCCAGCAGGGAAGAUGGAGUACCACGUAAUACCCCACUCCCUGCCUGGACACCCCGACUGUAAAACCAUACGAGUCAUCUACAACAUCACCCCCGGCAUUCAGGGUCCAGAGCACCCUAACCCUGGCAAGCCCUUCACAGCCAGGGGCUUCCCCCGGCACUGCUACCUCCCAGACAGUGAGAAAGGACGCAAGGUCCUGAGUCUACUCCUGGAAGCAUGGGAUCGCCGUCUCAUCUUCUCAGUGGGGACCUCCAGCACCACGGGGGAACAGGACACGGUGGUCUGGAAUGAGAUCCAUCACAAGACCGAGUUUGGCUCCAACCUGACGGGCCACGGCUACCCUGACCCCGGUCACCUGGACAACAUCUUGGACGAGCUGAGGGCGCAGGGCAUCACGGAGGAAGACUCCCUGCUACUCUGAGAGGAGAAGAAGAGGGGAGGACCAUCAGAGAGAGGAGGAACGGAGAGAAGAAGAAAAAGCAAGAAGAGGGCGAGAGAGAAAGAUUUGAUGACUAACAAAGACUCACUAUCAGGAAAAGGGGACGAAAGACAUUAUUGGUUGACUGUUUUGAAGGCUCCUUUUGAUUGGUGGGUUCACUUUGGGCUUCUAACCAAUCGUACAAGAAAUAGUAGGCUCAUGGGGUGGGUGAGUGAUGUCAGAGGAGAGACAGAUGAAAGAAAGAAGAAAUGAGAAGAAGUAGGAACAGAUGGAGUCUGUAUUUUAUUUAUGGUGGUCACAUUUUUAAGUGAUUAUUUACUAAACCUAGUUUGUCAAUACUGAGAUGAGAUUGAGCCGGUACUAGUUAACUAACCUUGAAUAACUUACAAGUUUACACUACUCGGAGAGAGAAGAGAAGGGAAGGAAAGGAGAAAUCAUGGAAUUGAAGAAAGCCCAAUGGAAAGAAAGGACACGGGAUGAGAGAUAUGAAGGGGAGGGGAAGAGGACUAGGAAGGAGGAGAAAGAUAAAGAAGACUGAGAGAGAAAGAAAAAAUGGUACGAGUAUGUAGAUUAGAAUAGGAGUAGUAACUUAACUUGUAAACGGUACUUCAACAGAGCCGACGAAUCACACGAGAGAGAAAGAAAAGGAUACUGAGCCUGUACUUCAUUUAAUCAGAUUCACCUUUGGUUUGGGUGUGACACUGGUUGCUGUCUCGUUCUAGUGUUCCCCCUUGUGGACACCCUUCUCAACUACACCUCUGCUCACUGACUACACAGAGACCCAACCAAACAUUACUGUGUAACAUCAUAAUAAUAAUAGGUUCAUUUAGCAAACGCUUUUGGCCAAAGCGGCGUACAGUUGGAAAUUUGAACCUGCAACCUCUUGGUGUUCAGUUAAAUGCUCUAGCACUGAGCUAUAGCCACCUUAGUGCAUAAACAUUCAAAGACCCACCAGUUUUAUAACAAUUUAUUUGAUCCUUUUGAGCAAAUGUAACCUUCAUUUAACCUCAUUCCAUGUAUGGUAUGUUGAGUUUACAUGUAUGUAAAUCGUUUUUUUUUAUACACUUUGUACCAACUGUGUGUAGAGGGGGGGGCAGUGUUGGUGUGAUUGUGUGUGAGGACCAGACACAGAGCCUCCUCUUGUGUUCUGUAGUCUGACUGAGGAGCUCAUCUGGUUCGAAACACAUCCUGCAUUAAUCUAGAUACUUCCUGCACCCCGAUUCUACAAGUCUGAUGGACAGUGAUACCGCUGAAAGUCAGAUUUCUUACCUUCCUGAUGUCUGGAAGGAGGGAAAAGAGCUGGAUGGGUCAUUAAUGUCAUAUAUAUGAGUGCUGCUUACUUGUAUAAAGGAGCCAAGCAUUUGGGCUUACUUUGAAGGACUGACUGCAGUGUUGGGCGUGUUCUUAUGGAAGCUGUAGUGUGUCACUUCCUUGAAGACUAAAGCUGUGUAGUAAAGCACCUUUCUGGCUGUUACAAGAACCUGUGUGUGUGUUGUGUGUGCGUGUGUGUGUGUGUGUGUGUGUGUGUGUGUGUGUGUGUGUGUGUGUGUGUGUGUGUGUGCGUGUGUGGGUGGGUGGGUGUGUGUACAUUGACACCCCUGUGAAUGCAUGUGCAUUUGCAUCGUUAGGUGUGAAUGUCGACUGUGUGUACAACGACAUGUUCUGUGGUACGGUUACCGUGCCAACAAUUACACACCAAGGUCCUUUAACUCGAUACUAUAAUACACUCUUCUUAAGACUUUUUAAUGUAGUUAGUUUAUAACAAGCGGUUUCGCGUUUUUAUUAAUGUACAUACUUUGUUGGAUACAGUGUCAUUUGUAAUAUCUUUCCUAUGGUUUAAAUGACAGAUUGUGUUUUUUCCUUCUACUGUGUUUACAGAAGCCAUGCACCUAUGUUUCUUUUCUAUGGGAAAGGGUAUUUUACUGUAGACUUAUUCUAAGUAAAUAUGUUAAAUGUACUUUGAUACUGAAUUAUAGGUCUAUUAACGAGCCCCUAUUGGUCACUUAUGACUGAUACUGUCCUUUGACUGGUCUGCUUGAUCUCUCCAUUAUGUCACAAUUAUAGCCAUUAUAAAUUGAUAAUUGUCUAAUAUGCUGAAUACUGGAUAAGUAGUUGAUUGUUUUUGUUUAGCCUACUUUGCUAAAAGCAGGGUCGCAGCUGUUCAUUUAUGGGGUUACCAUGACAACAUGCUUUUGCAAACAAAAACAACACAUUGCCUAAGUGUGAAUAACUAUUGAUUAGCGAAAAAAUAAAUGAAUAAUGCUGAA